Molecule: messenger RNA, 1620 nt
Organism: Auanema sp. JU1783
Lineage: Eukaryota; Metazoa; Nematoda; Chromadorea; Rhabditida; Rhabditidae
Source: the annotation of a GenBank genome assembly
AUGAUCUGGCUUACGAUAUCUUCACUAAUUUUUUCCUCUGCCUUCGCUAUAAUAGGCGACAACUCUAUCAUAGAGAAGCCAGUGGUUCAAUGCAACGAAGACUCUAUCACCUUCACGAUACGAACAACGAGCCCGUUCCGAGGUAGCAUUUACGCUCAAGAUCAGCAUGAAACGGAGACUUGCCGUCAUGUAUUUCAUGCUAACGAGAUCGGUCAAGCGACGUUUGAGGUGCGAAUUGGGGAGUGUGGGAUGAGGCGUAAGAGACAGCUCGAACCUUACGGAGUUACAUAUUCUAUGGUCUUGGUUACAACAUUUCAUCCGCAGUUCAUGACUAAGUUUGACAGAGUUUUCAAUGUGAAAUGCUUUUAUGAGCAUGCUGAUAAAAUGGUCAAUGCCAAUAUGGAUGUGAGGGGUAUUCCACCUGAAACACUAGAGGAAUCGAUAAAAAUCUUACCAGCAUGCCAAUAUACCAUUAGAGAAAAUAGUGUCGAUGGACAGACAGUUCGUGAUGUCCAAAUCGGAGCGAAUCUUGUGCAUCGCUGGGAGUGCAAUAACCCCCGAUUUGCAAUGCUCGUAAAAAACUGCUUUGUAACAGACGGAGCAUCAGUCCGAAUCAAGGUUAUAGAUGAACGAGGAUGUCCGUUGGCACUUGGUGUAGCUUCUAACCCGCUCAUUUACGAUCAUUCCUUAACAUUAGCAUAUACAACGAUUGAAGCUUUCAACUUCCCAGAUAGGAACAAAGUGUCGUUCCAGUGUCAGAUAUCAGUUUGCGAUCAAAAAGUACACGAUUGUAUAGGAAUCACACCACCCGUAUGCCCACGUCCAUCCAUAGGCGACUACCGACCUAAUUCGAUAACAAAUGCCGGAAUCAAUCCCACACAAGUUGUUGCCACUUUCCAAGGCGCAGUGCGAUCCAACAAUAUUGGUGAUACUCAUUUUAUUGAUGGAACAAUAACACCUACAACAAUAAACGACAAUCGUCUCCCAUUGGGCCGUAUGGAUAAUAUGCAUUCCUGGCAGCGCGAACAGAAUAGCAUUGACUAUGAGGAAACAAAUGAAAUAAAGGAACCCACACUUCAAUUUGCUCAGCGACGAAACAGAAAUGUGACCAUGGUGCCACAAACAGAAUCAACUUCCAUGCAUUUCCAACCUCCAUCGACAUUGAACGAGGCAGUGACAGAGCCAUCAAAACCUCUAGAAGUUUUCGUGAAGAGUAGUUCUCCAAUGCCUACAACUCAAACGAUGGAAAAACAGAGAGAUUCUCGGCAAAGGAGGUUAGCAGAUGAGGUAAUGGAUGUUGAAUCCGAUACUAUUUAUGUUCGGUCAGCUAGUGACAUGUCUCCUAACUAUGCAGGAGCGUCCACGUUAAACAAUGCAUCAACACUGACAUGUUUGGACCAAACAGCCGUUGUUUCAAUAGCAGUGUUAUUUUCUGUGGCAACUCUACUAUCACUAUUGUUCAUCACCUAUCUAUGCAGGGAUAUGUUUAAAAUAUGCGGGCGAGAUCAGGAAAAACUUAGUGUCAACACUGUUUCCAGUAACGCGUCCGACAGCGGAAAUACAACUACACCUAUUUAUAUUCGACGCUUAGGCAACCCCAACUAUGUACUACCUUUUUAA